Messenger RNA from Drosophila santomea, 1383 nucleotides. RefSeq names its product Krueppel-like factor 7 (gene Prdm13). NCBI's taxonomy places the organism in Eukaryota, Metazoa, Arthropoda, Insecta, Diptera, Drosophilidae. The record is from RefSeq and is a predicted model, not a curated record. Gene Ontology annotation, cellular component: nucleus. The transcript is spliced from 2 exons. Bases 1 to 1383 code for a protein of 460 amino acids.
AUGCACACGACAGCUCAACUGGAUAGUCUGGAGCAGAAGCGCUCGGCCAGCCUGAUCUUUCGGAUUGAGCAACUCCUGCCCAGCACCAGCAUCACACCGAGCACCAUGACCACAUCAUCGACGGAAACGACAUUGACGGCCACCACGAGCACCGCAAGUCCGGCCAAGCGGAUGAGGAGCAGUCCACGACCAGGUGUUUAUACCACGCAAUACACGCCCAAGGAUACCUGCUCCACUACCAUACCCACGUCCGCUCUGCUGGGAUCUACGCUCAUGCCCACGGACGGCGGACGCUCCCACUGCCAGCUGUCCAAUGGCGAACUGAUCGUAUCCGCCUCACUGUUGCGACAGAUCAAACUCUCCGAGGACGUGUAUAGCUUCAAUGCCAUCUUCGAGCUGCAUGGUGGCCAGGUGCGCGUCCGCUUGGUCAGGGAUGUUGCCCGGGAGGACGAGAUCGUGGCCUGGUUCGGCGAGGAAAUGGUCCUCCUCAUGGGCAUUCCCUUCUUGACGCCCCUAAACAUUCAAGGAAACAGUCGCUACAUGUGUCACCUGUGCCACUUGACCUUCGAGACUCCCCAUCCCCUUAAGAUCCAUUUGGCUCUGGGCUGCGGCCGCAGUGCCAUGGACACCCUGUGGAUGCGACUGCACUACGCGCUGAAGGCGGCGGCAAGGAGUCACACGGAAACGCAGCAUUCACCCAUUCCGGCGACCUCGUCCACGUCUUCGGCCUCGCCCACCCAUUCGCCACCGCCACAGAUGCCACCCCGGUUCUCUGCCUUCCGCCCCAUUGCAGCACUUACCCAGAGUUUGCCCUUAGCACAAGUGACCACGGCAGCAACACCUCUAUCCUACCUGCCCUCCAUAUCGAUGGCGACGGCACCGUUGUCGACGAAUCCAAUGAACGCAGCUGCCCAGAUCGAGGCCAUAGUCAGCAACAUGGGUGCCUCCAAGCAGGGUCAUCUGUGCAUCUACUGCGGCAAGGUGUACUCCCGGAAAUAUGGUCUCAAGAUUCACAUACGCACCCACACCGGAUUCAAGCCGUUGAAGUGCAAGUUCUGCCUACGACCAUUUGGUGAUCCGAGCAAUCUCAACAAGCAUGUAAGGCUGCAUCUCCAGUCGCAUCCCAGUAGUUCCACGGGAGGAGCCGAUGGUGGAGCAGGUGGUACCGGCAGCGAUGUGGACAUCGAAGGGGAAACGGAUGCGGAUUACCAGUGCCGCAUGUGCCACAAAACCUUUCCACGGCGCAGGGAUCUGCAGCGACACAUGGAGACUCGGCAUGGUGGACACCAUUCGCAAUCCGAGUCCCGAUCCAGCUCCACCAGCACCUCCAGUACAACCACAAUGACCGCAACGGUGACCACGUCUACUUCAAAAUCCAGCUAG